Haliotis rufescens (red abalone) is the source of this 12728-nucleotide messenger RNA. RefSeq lists its product as uncharacterized. The transcript has 93 exons. The record is from RefSeq and is a predicted model, not a curated record. The coding region runs from base 111 to 12641 and encodes 4176 amino acids. NCBI's taxonomy places the organism in Eukaryota, Metazoa, Mollusca, Gastropoda, Lepetellida, Haliotidae. Gene Ontology annotation, molecular function: calcium ion binding; protein binding.
GCCUGACGGCAAACGCUGCGGUCGUUCCCGAAUUCAUUUACGUUGAACGACAGUUGACCAGUGACAGCGACGUUGUAGGAACCAGUGUCGCCCACAGCCACAUCUUCACCAUGAGGUGGUGGAUACUUCUCCUUCUGGUGGUUGUCACCCUGGUGGCCAUUUCGUCUGCACAAAGUUCGAAAUCCACAGGGUCCAAAUCAGUUACACGAAGAAGAUCGCUGAAAUCUUCCAGUGUAAAAGAUUCUAAACAGACCUCUUCACGUCGACGUUCCUCUUCCAGACGGCGAUCAUAUGUUUCCUCUUCACGACGGCGAUCAUAUGUUUCCUCUUCACGACGGCGAUCAUAUGUUUCCUCUUCACGUCGACGUUCCAACUCCAGACGGCGAUCAUAUGUUUCCUCUUCACGACGGCGAUCAUAUGUUUCCUCUUCACGUCGACGUUCCAGCUCCAGACGGCGAUCAUAUGUUUCCUCUUCACGUCGACGAUCCAGCUCCAGACGGCGAUCAUAUGUUUCCUCUUCACGACGGCGAUCAUAUGUUUCCUCUUCACGUCGACGUUCCAGCUCCAGACGGCGAUCAUAUGUUUCCUCUUCACGUCGACGAUCCAGCUCCAGACGGCGAUCAUAUGUUUCCUCUUCACGUCGACGAUCCAGCUCCAGACGGCGAUCAUAUGUUUCCUCUUCACGUCGACGAUCCAGCUCCAGACGGCGAUCAUAUGUUUCCUCUUCACGUCGACGAUCCAGCUCCAGACGGCGAUCAUAUGUUUCCUCUUCACGUCGACGAUCCAGCUCCAGACGGCGAUCAUAUGUUUCCUCUUCACGUCGACGAUCCAGCUCCAGACGGCGAUCAUAUGUUUCCUCUUCACGUCGACGAUCCAGCUCCAGACGGCGAUCAAAUGUUUCCUCUUCACGUCGACGAUCCAGCUCCAGACGGCGAUCAAAUGUUUCCUCUUCACGUCGACGAUCCAGCUCCAGACGGCGAUCAAAUGUUUCCUCUUCACGUCGACGAUCCAGCUCCAGACGGCGAUCAUAUGUUUCCUCUUCACGUCGACGAUCCAGCUCCAGAAGGCGAUCCUCUUCACGUCGACGAUCCAACUCCAGACGACGAUCCAAUUCCAGACGAAGAUCUUCAAACCCCUAUGGUGGUUACUGCAAAGCUCCAGGAGGACGGUUCAGGAAAGGCCAAGCCUUCUUCAAGGAAUCUGGAUGUAAGGCUGCCUCCAGAUGUCUCGGAAACGGAAAAAGUACACCCAUCUCUGGUGAAGCUAACGGAUGCUCUAAAUCCAAAAAUAUGGAAUGUGACAGAGAUGAAAACGAAUGUGUUUGCAUGAACGGAUACAUGCCUGUCGCCCGUAGCGCAAAUGGUUUCCUCAAGAACUGCCGACGUCGGCCAUCAGAGGACGCUGUUUGCUGCGAGUAUCCAUUUACAAAAUCACCAUCAGGCGGCUGCUUCUAUGUGUCGUCCGUCCGAGUAUCCAAAUCCGAAGCCGCGAAACAAUGCAAAGACAUGGGAGCCCAGCUGGCUAUCUUUCAGACAUUUGGCGGUGGUUGCCAGAGGUUGAAAAACCUCAGGAUCGGAGGCAGGAAAGUUGUUUCCGGUGGAGAAUUCUUCAUUGGAGGAUUCGUAUUCAAAGUCAAUGUUGAUAAGAAGGAAGAAGAGAGGAAAACGACAUUCUAUAAAAUGUGUGGUGGUGGUAAAAGGGCACCUAGAAGAUUCCAAGGAGGCAAGAGAAGGAGAUCAUAUUUUGCUGAUGAAACAGACAAAACAAGCGGAAAAGACCUUGCGGUGAACUUUGCUAAAUACAGUGAAGGGCAGGUUGUUCUUGUUCCCAGUAAUCGAAAACUUAGAUUCGUCUGUGAAAGGUCAGCUGCAACCCUUGACACCGACGACUACAGCUGGUCCGACUGGGUGGAUUCCUACAGUAUUAGGGGAGGAGAGGAGUUCUCAGUGACAGGCUUCAUGCGACGAUCAAGGAAAAAUGCCGAAAAGGCAGGGAUAUGCGACUGCCCUAUGGACAUUGAGUGUAGAACGAAGAGCUCAAACAAAAACAUUCCACUCAAUAGUAAAAACUCCAAUGGCAUCAGGUUCUCGGAUGCAUUGAAAUUGGCUGGCCCUAACUCAGGAUUGAAAUGCUUGAAGAGCAGGAACACACGGAAGUGCCCUAAAGUACAAUGCAGGACAUUCUGUCAAAAUGGUAAUGGAAACUGUAAAACAAACGACGACUGUGGCGACAAGCAAUGCGAAGACACAUCCCGUGGACACAGAUGCAACAACACCCCGAAGAAAGCUGUUGGCUGUCUGUACCCCUUCUCCUUCCAGUGUAGAACUACCCAAAUAGACUUCCAGGGCGCUAAGUGCAUAUCAAGCGGAGACCCACAUACGUCCACUUUCGACAGCUGUACACUGAAACCGACCAUCCGCAAAGGGAAGAAGCAUUAUCCAAAGAUCGAUUUCAUGGGCGUAUGCAAAUAUAGAAUGGCUGGUUGUGUGAGCGCGUCGUGCCCGGAGAAAUGGGAGGUUAUAGCUGAUAACUGGAAACGUGAUAGACCCAACGGCGUUCCUUCAUGGACGAAAUCUAUCACCUUUGAAGGUUGUGGAACAACAAUUAAGAUCGGACAGAGGCCUAGGAAUCGUGGCAGACCAGAAUUCCUUGUGGGAGGAAACUCCGAUAGCCCGACCCAGUGUGGAGAAUGCUUUUCGUGCUAUUGCGCAGGUAAAUUCAUCAUCUGUACCACGAGUUAUGGCGUCCAGUUUGGUUUUGAUGGCGACAAGACAGCAUUUGUCAAGGUGGACAAACGUUUUGCUAGCAAAGUCAAUGGUAUCUGUGGUAACUUCAACGACAACGGUGCGGAUGAUUUCUUGAUGAAGAACGGCGAAAAGCCACCAGGUAAAGGUAGCAGAGAACAGGAGAGAAAUCUCGGACAGCAAUGGCUUAUUCCUGGCGAGGAUGAAGAUGCUGAAGAUUGCCAAAAGGAACCGGGAGUCUUGAAUGACUGCAAGGAAGAAGACGAAAAGGUGGCAGCCGGCGAUGAUGCCUGUGGAAUGAUCAACAGCGAAACCAUCUUCCCGUUGGUCGAUGAAGCAACGAGGACCCAGUACUAUAAGUCCUGUGUUGCUGAUUACUGCAACACUAAAGAGGACGAAGAUAUUUGCACCAUACUUCAAGCGAUGGCUGAAAUUGCGAGAGACAAAAAUGAAAUGGCUGCUAUUUCAUAUCUGGAUAAAACCAACAACCGAUGUCCAACCCCAACCUGUGGUGAAAAUGAAAUAUAUGGCAAUUAUAAAUGUCAAGAAUCCUGUACCGAUGAGCCAAACCAAGCUUGCCCUGUGUCAUCCUUCAAACCAGGAUGUCACUGCAAUGAUAACUACGUCCUAAGUGGCAGCAAGUGUGUGUUGCCAUCCGAAUGUGGAUGUAGAAUGCCCAAUGGACAAUAUCUUGGUCUUGGAAGGACUGCCUACAUCAAUUGUAACCGAAAACUGACUUGCGAAAAGCGUGGGGAUGAAAGACCAGAAAUUGUAUUUGAAAGGGAUCUCCUGUGCAGACCGGAAGAAUGUGGCAAUAACAGAUGCUUCUGCGGGCGUGGUCGCAGGAGAGAGGGAAAAAGAUGUGUGGACAAACCAGCCCAGCACAGAUGUUCACGAGGUUUCAUGAGAGUAGGGUCCUUAUGCGUGGCUCAUAUCUCUGUCCCCAAUGUCUGGACACAAGCUGCACGGAUGUGCGCUAGACUAGCCGACACCGCCACUCUGUUCCGCGUUGACGAGGAGGAAGAUAAGACCACACUGAGGAAGUACAUACGAAAGGUCGUUAGAUCCAAAGAGUUUUUCGGGAGAAGAAGAGGAAGAGGAGGAAGGAGAACGAGAGGCAGAGGUCGCAGAGGUCGCAGAGGUAACAGAAAGCGCAGAGGUCGCAGAGGCCGCAGAGGCCGCAGAGGCCGCAGAGGGAGCAGAGGGAGCAGAAAGCGCAGAGGUCGCAGAGGCCGUAGAGGCCGCAGAGGUCGCAGAGGUCGCAGAGGCCGCAGAGGUAGCAGAAAGCGCAGAGGUCGCAGAGGUAACAGAAAGCGCAGAGGUCGCAGAGGUCGCAGAGGUCGCAGAGGGAGCAGAGGCCGCAGAGGGAGCAGAGGUCGCAGAGGCCGCAGAGGGCGCAGAGGUAACACAAAGCGCAGAGGUCGCAGAGGCCGUAAAGGUCGCAGAGGCCGCAGAGGGAGCAGAAAGCGCAGAGGUCGCAGAGGCCGCAGAGGCCGCAGAGGGCGCAGAGGGCGCAGAGGGAGCAGAGGCAACAGAAAGCGCAGAGGUCGCAGAGGCCGCAGAGGCCGCAGAGGCCGCAGAGGGAGCAGAGGGAGCAGAAAGCGCAGAGGUCGCAGAGGCCGUAGAGGCCGCAGAGGUCGCAGAGGUCGCAGAGGCCGCAGAGGUAGCAGAAAGCGCAGAGGUCGCAGAGGUAACAGAAAGCGCAGAGGUCGCAGAGGUCGCAGAGGUCGCAGAGGCCGCAGAGGGAGCAGAGGUCGCAGAGGCCGCAGAGGCCGCAGAGGGCGCAGAGGUAACACAAAGCGCAGAGGUCGCAGAGGCCGUAAAGGUCGCAGAGGCCGCAGAGGGAGCAGAAAGCGCAGAGGUCGCAGAGGCCGCAGAGGCCGCAGAGGGCGCAGAGGGCGCAGAGGGAGCAGAGGCAACAGAAAGCGCAGAGGUCGCAGAGGCCGCAGAGGCCGCAGAGGGAGCAGAGGGCGCAGAGGCCGUAGAGGCCGCAGAGGGCGCAGAGGGCGCAGAGGGAGCAGAGGCAACAGAAAGCGCAGAGGUCGCAGAGGCCGCAGAGGGAGCAGAGGCAACCGGAAGCGCAGAGGGAGCAGAGGGCGCAGAGGCCGCAGAGGCCGCAGAGGGCGCAGAGGUAGCAGAGGUAUCAGAAAGCGCAGAGGUCGCAGAGGCCGCAAAGGCCGCAAAGGGCGCAGAGGGAGCAGAGGCAACAGAAAGCGCAGAGGUCGCAGAGGCCGCAGAGGCCGCAGAGGGAGCAGAGGGAGCAGAGGUAACAGAAAGCGCAGAGGUCGCAGAGGCCGCAGAGGCCGCAGAGGCCGUAGAGGCCGCAGAGGGCGCAGAGGGCGCAGAGGGCGCAGAGGUAGCAGAGGCAACAGAAAGCGCAAAGGUCGCAGAGGCCGCAGAGGGAGCAGAGGCAACAGAAAGCGCAGAGGCCGCAGAGGCCGCAGAGGUCGCAGAGGUAGCAGAGGCCGUAGAGGCCGCAGAGGGCGCAGAGGUAGCAGAGGCAACAGAAAGCGCAAAGGUCGCAGAGGCCGCAGAGGCCGCAGAGGCCGUAGAGGCCGCAGAGGGCGCAGAGGGCGCAGAGGUAGCAGAGGCAACAGAAAGCGCAAAGGUCGCAGAGGCCGCAGAGGGAGCAGAGGCAACAGAAAGCGCGGAGGUCGCAGAGGCCGCAGAGGCCGUAGAGGCCGCAGAGGGCGCAGAGGGCGCAGAGGUAGCAGAGGCAACAGAAAGCGCAGAGGUCGUAGAGGCCGCAGAGGCCGCAGAGGCCGCAGAGGGCGCAGAGGGCGCAGAGGGAGCAGAGGCAACAGAAAGCGCAGAGGCCGCAGAGGCCGCAGAGGUCGCAGAGGUAGCAGAGGCCGCAGAGGGCGCAGAGGGCGCAGAGGUAGCAGAGGCAACAGAAAGCGCAAAGGUCGCAGAGGCCGCAGAGGGAGCAGAGGCAACAGAAAGCGCAGAGGCCGCAGAGGCCGCAGAGGUAGCAGAGGUAACAGAAAGCGCAGAGGUCGCAGAGGGCGCAGAGGGCGCAGAGGGCGCAGAGGUAGCAGAGGCAACAGAAAGCGCAGAGGGAGCAGAGGGCGCAGAGGCCGCAGAGGCCGCAGAGGGAGCAGAGGCAACAGAAAGCGCAGAGGUCGCAGAGGCCGCAGAGGCCGCAGAGGUCGCAGAGGUAGCAGAGGUAACAGAAAGCGAAGAGGUCGCAGAGGCCGUAGAGGCCGCAGAGGGCGCAGAGGUAGCAGAGGCAACAUAAAGCGCAAAGGUCGCAGAGGCCGCAGAGGGAGCAGAGGCAACAGAAAGCGCAGAGGCCGCAGAGGCCGCAGAGGCAACAGAAAGCGCAGAGGGAGCAGAGGGCGCAGAGGCCGCAGAGGCCGCAGAGGGCGCAGAGGACGCAGAGGGCGCAGAGGUAACAGAAAGCGCAGAGGUCGCAGAGGCCGUAGAGGUCGCAGAGGCCGUAGAGGUCGCAGAGGCCGUAGAGGUCGCAGAGGCCGCAGAGGGAGCAGAAGGCGCAGAGGUCGCAGAGGCCGCAGAGGCCGCAGAGGCCGCAGAGGCCGCAGAGGUAACAGAAAGCGCAGAGGUCGCAGAGGCCGUAGAGGUCGCAGAGGCCGUAGAGGUCGCAGAGGCCGUAGAGGUCGUAGAGGCCGCAGAGGGAGCAGAAGGCGCAGAGGGCGCAGAGGUCGCAGAGGCCGCAGAGGCCGCAGAGGUCGCAGAGGCCGCAGAGGACGCAGAGGCAGCAGAGGCAACCAAAAGCGCAGAGGGAGGAGAGGGCGCAGAGGCCGUAGAGGUCGCAGAGGCCGCAGAGGUAACAGAAAGCGCAGAGGUCGCAGAGGCCGUAGAGGUCGCAGAGGCCGUAGAGGUCGCAGAGGCCGCAGAGGGAGCAGAAGGCGCAGAGGUCGCAGAGGCCGCAGAGGCCGCAGAGGGCGCAGAGGCCGCAGAGGCCGCAGAGGCCGCAGAGGUAACAGAAAGCGCAGAGGUCGCAGAGGCCGCAGAGGUAACAGAAAGCGCAGAGGUCGCAGAGGCCGUAGAGGUCGCAGAGGCCGCAGAGGUCGCAGAGGCCGCAGAGGGAGCAGAAGGCGCAGAGGUCGCAGAGGCCGCAGAGGCCGCAGAGGUCGCAGAGGCCGCAGAGGCCGCAGAGGCAACAGAAAGCGCAGAGGUCGCAGAGGCCGCAGAGGCCGCAGAGGCCGCAGAGACCGCAGAGGCCGCAGAGGCCGCAGAGGUAACAGAAAGCGCAGAGGGCGCAGAGGUAACAGUAAGCGCAGAAGACAAAGAGGGCGCAGAGGUAACAGAAAGCGCAGAAGACAGAGAGGGCGCAGAGGACGUAGGAAUUUACCCAGGAAACUACACAUCUGGAUUGGUGGUUGCGUCGACCGAUCUGAAGGUCGAACAGCAAGAUUCACAAAAGACUCUAUCCCAACUAGUAUCGACUUACCUCUGUACGACGGGCUCGGUAACUUCAAAAGUGGAUGUGUCCAAGUCGUUUACGAUACCCAGGACGAUACAGUUCAGUUCAGAUCGGAUGUUGACUUCGCUUUGAAAUAUGCUGUGUGUGCAUAUGAUCCAGACAGAAGAACCCCAAAGAAAUGCUCAGGGAUGAUUUCACCAAUAAAGAACUCUCGAGGAGCGUCACUGACUCGUUCGCAAAUUGCUGCCUUGGCCAGCCUGUAUCCAGGAAAGGGUAACCAGUUCUGUAAAGAACCGAUCGGCAUUGAAUGUUAUGAUGAAAAUGGCGACGAAGCCAAGACAGGCGUCACAUGCAACGUACGAAGAGGUUUCUCCUGUAGAGGCAAAGAAUGCAAAGACUACAAGAUAAAGAUUUGUUGCCCAGAGAGUGAAAACGUCUGUAAGAGGUUCCCACGCGCAUGCUCACCGACGCAGAAAUGUGAACCACUUUACUACGCUCAUGAGUGCGAGUGCGCAAGAGGUUAUUCCAUGACUGAAGAGGGCGACUGUGUCGAUCUUGAAAGUCAGUGCAAGUGCGGCUGCAGUGGGGAUCCCCAUUGCUAUGCCUGCAACCGUUUCUUCUUCGACUUCAUGGGCCCUUGUCGCUACCUCGCCAUCACAAACAACUGUCCCCACACCGGCAAACAGUACCCUUCGGUGGAAGUGAUCACCAAGCACAAACCCUGCGGAAAACCUGCCAAGAAGGUCACCUGUACAGAAUCUAUGCAAGUACGCCUAUGUCAAACCAAAGCCAGAGCCAAGGCCGGAGACUGCAUAAUCGCUGAUUUGAGCUCUAGACGUGGAGGGUGCCGCGUGACAAGGCGAGCUUCGAACAAAUGGUUGAACAACAAAGUUUCUGCGAGAAUGUGCGGCAGAAAAUGCGUUUUCAAGGGUUAUGGUUUGAAAUUAGACAUUCAGGGAAGCAAGUGGAAUAGUGUCAUCGAUUCGAAAUUCAAGGAAAAAAUGUGCGGUCUGUGCGGUAAAUGGACCAAUGCCGACGAUUUCAUCAUCAACCGUAAGGGAGACCCAUUCAAGUUUAAACUGAAAACAAAGAAGCGAAACAUUAAUGGGAAGCCUAGACGAGUUGAUGUGAUUAAUAGGAAGGACUCUGCAACGUAUGGCGACCAGUGGCUGUACAACGACCCCGACUCCAACGAUGAAAAAUGUUCUGACCCAACACUAUUGGGCGAUGAAUGCACAAAAGAAGAAACGGCUGCCGGUUUGGAAGCAUGCAAAUUCUUCAAGGUCGUUGCUGGCUUACUCAAUGACGACGACUAUUCAGAGUUUAUGAACGGAUGUGCUGAGGAUGUCUGCAGUGGUGUGGAAAACGCCGUCUGCGAGGCGCUUAACAGCUACGUGGAUAAAAAAGUUGUCGAACUUGGAAUUGAUGUGGUGCCAAAUUGGAAGAACAGUCCAGAUUCCCCAUGUCCAAUGAAUUGUUCUGAAGAAUACACACGUCCAUCGCUGGGAUUCCUGAAACAACCAUACUGCGAUGGUACCGAGUACAAGGGUGUGCUGGACUGUGUAUGCGAAAUGGGAUACGUCCUUGAUCCACUCUCAGAUAAGUGUGUCAAACAGGAAGACUGCUCAUGUACGACCGAGUCUGGGAAACAGUUGCAGCCCAGGCAAACAAUCUACAACACUAAGGAUUGCGGUGAAAAACAACGAUGCACUGCCGGUCGCAUUGAGACUGAAGAAUCUGGUGCCAGUCCCCAAGCUAACUGUACUGAAGAUGAACUCACGGGUUGCCGUGAUGGCUACGAUGGUGAUGGCAAGGUUUGCACUGCGAGUACGGACAGCUGUAUUGCCGGGUGGACAAAAUCUAGUCAAGGAUGCGUCAAGGUGUUUGAUGACCCGCUCAACUUCCCAUUGGCUGCUCAGAGAUGUAGAGAGGAGAGUGGAGAGCUUGUCGCUGCAGCAAAGAGCGAAGAUGAAGCAACCAUCCUUGCCCUCAUUCUGGACAACCCAGGAGUACAGUACUUCAUCGCCGGUUUGUGUAAAGGCAGUUCUGCAGAUGAUGUCCAAAACGGAAGGACUAAAGGUGCAGAGAGCUACGUGCGACCAACUGUCGGCGGCGUGCCUGCUUGUUCUGCCGGCGACACACCAGAAUGCUUCGCCGCAAGCACAGCAGACGGAACAAGUUUGAAGAUAGAGAAAAUAACAUGCUUAGAAAAGAAGAAAUUCGUGUGUGUCAAGAAACCAGAGGAGGAUUUCAAGCUAACCGACUGGUGUAGUGGCGAUAAGCCAGAAGCCGGAGACCAGGAAGAGGAGAACCCAACAACAAUGCGAGCAAAAGAAUGCAGGACAUGUGAAAAUCCCCGCGCCAUCGAGUGCAGGUCAAUCGCCAACCAGAAGCCCUCUAGUGAAUUCAGUGACACUAAAUGCAAUAUCGAAGACUUCUUCCUGGGUGACCAAUGUGACGAAGGUGAAACAUGUGAUGACUUCGAAGUACGGAUGCUCUGCCCAAAGAGAAUCAACGAAUGCAAGAAAAACCUCGAUCUCUGCAAUAAUGAAGAAGACUGUAUAAAUACAGAAUUUGGCUACACUUGUCAGUGCUCGGAAGAAGGUCAAGCCGAAGUAUUCAGAGAUGGAAAAGAUCGUUGCGCAGAUGUGAAGACUUGUACCAUGUCAUAUCAAAAUGGAGGAGGGGUGGACUUGGUGGCCUUUGACUCUGCAGAUCCAGACACUCCCUUGACUCUUUCUAGAGCAUGUGGUGUCUAUUUAUUGAACACCAAAGCCUGUGACAGUGCACUGGAUAAACCGGGGAGAAACGACGUCACCAUCAUUGUGUCUACAAAAACAGACAAUGCUAGGAUGUAUAUACAAGUCGGAUCGAGCACAAUCACCCUAAGCAGAAGGGGUGUUCUUUCUCAUAACCGCUCUCCUGUUGAUGUCAGCAUCAUUGAAGACAAGUACUCUCUGGAACUGACGGCAGACAAAGAAUACCGAUUUAUGACCGCAGACAAGGAAAUCGUUUGUGACUUUGAGGUCGCCGCAACUGGAUUGCAACGAAUACAAUGUCGUGCAACCGACCUCUACAAUCCAUCAUGCGGCAUAUGCACCAUCGGUGGUAAUGACGUCAGCACAGACGCGAAUGUUCAACAAUUCUUCGAGAAAAACAGCGUGCCUGGAUCAAGUUGUCUCCCCCCGCCGGGACAGGAGACGGAAACUACAAUAGCAACAUUCGGAACACCAGUGGUUGUAACUACGACACCUGGGACUGUGACGUCUACAAUGGCGUCUCCGACGAUCCCACCGACCACCAGCGAACCUAAUGACGACUGUGCCGACCCGAAAUGCGAUGAUCUACUUGAAGCAAUGACCAACUGUGAUCUUGGUAAAAAUAUCCCCACUGCUUGCAAAGCUGCGACAUGCUCAGGGAUUGAUAUAUGCUCCUUUGUGACGACAAAAAUUGCAGAACUUGAAUCGAUCUACAAUGGAAAUAGCCGCGCUGACAUUUGUGAUACUAUCGGCGACGUGAGAAAAGCAGUAGAAGCUAUGCGGACCUUGAGCAAAUGUGAUGGACCUACAUGUAAGUCUGCAAACUGGAAGCUCCGAUACGGAGCACCACCCUUGGCCAAGACAUGCGCGUUCCCUUACCGCUCUGACGAAACUGUCGACGCUGCGCCAUACAAUUUUGAUGCCAAGUGCGUGUGUAUCGCUGGUAUGGUACUCAACCCCGUCUCUGGUGCUAGCGGCAUGGAGUGUGUUCCCCUGGCUGAGUGUGGCUGCAGAUACAAACAGCAAUACAUCCAGAUCGGAGGAUACUACGAGGACAAAGAAACAUGCACGGGAACAUUCACCUGCAAGGCAUUCGAUACCAUUGUACCUUCUAACAAAACGUGUGUUGACAACGCCAUCUGCAAAGACGGAAAGUGCGUAUGCGAGGAAGGCUUCAUGGGCGAUGGCUAUGAACUCUGCGAAAAAGUUAUCGAUUACCCCGAGAAGAGAUGCAUCCAGUCCUAUGACGCCUCAUCCAGCAUCACCAGACUGCGAUGCGAAUGCAAGAUGGGAUAUGCAUCCACAUGCGAGACGUGUAUUGAUAUCGACGAAUGUGCCACUAGUAACGAAUGCGACCCAACCACAAAAUGUGUUAAUCUUCCGGGAACCUACGAAUGCCAGUGCAAGCCCGGAUUCUCCCGAGUAUCCAACACCACAUGUAAAGAUGUCAAGGAAUGCGAAAGCAACCCAUGUCCACAGGACUCUCUUUGCUACGAAGGACAAGGAUCUUACUACUGCAAGUGCUGCGAAGGUUUCCAGAAGAAGAAUUCCGUUUGUGAACCAAUUGAUAAAGUCAACCCCCCAAGUCGGUGUUGCACCUGUACACUUCCGGAAUGCUUCGCCGCUCCAGACGGAAAGCCCGAUGCGGGAUGCUAUGUUGAACUUAACGGGGAAACAGCUUUUAGUAGUUUCCACACAGCGUUUAUUUAUCGGUGCAUAAAGAACCUACCAUUCGUGAUUGGUAACUACAGAUACGAACCAUGCACCGAACCGGUAGAGACAGUGACAACGACAACCCCUGGAGCUUUGCCAACUGCAACGACUACAGCGGCAACGACUAAGCCUCCACCACCAGACCCAUGCCGGGACACCGCCGUGUGCGAUCUGACUGUUGAGAACGACAAAAAAACUGGUCCCGUGUGCAGUGAAAACAACGUGAAGUUCCCGAGCUUGUGUGCCUUCAAACAAGCAGAAUGUAGAGGAAACGGAAACACCCCUCCACCGACGUUGCCAACUUACACCCGAGGAGAAUGUCCAACGACAACACCCCCGCCAACUUCACCAGAUCCAACCAGUCCAUAUGUGUGGGAUCAAUGGGGAAGCUAUGGACCAUGCGAUGCGGUUGAUUGCCAAACGCCAGGCAAACAGACCCGUGAAAGGUCAUACACGCUCAGGGAUGGUGCCCCCAUAUCUGUGCCACCUGAGAGUGAGAGAGUCUCUUUCAUCAGCUGCAAAAAGUCAGGCUGCACCGUCAAACCAACAGAUCCACCUACAACUGUGGUCCCCGACCAAUGUGAAUAUCUCGAAUGCAGUAACGAAAAUAGCCCAGUGUGUGGUGUUAUAGCUAAUGGCAGUCCUACUACAUACGAUUCCGAGUGCCGAUUGAAGAAGCGUGCUUGUGAUAGUACGCCAAGAGCCAUAUACAUGGUUGUAUCCAGAACACCAUGCCCAGAUGGAGAAGGGGAACCCCCAGCACCAAGCAUGUGCAAUGAAGGCCCCAUCGCGAAGAAGGUGAGCUACAACGUCACCAGAGGAGCCGUCAGCUGCUUCUUCGAGGCAGACAUGAACGUAUGCGAGUCGCUAGCCUGCGUCAGUCCGAGUGGGAAUACAGGCUCAAACAUCUGUUGCAAAGGAACAGUGUUUGCUGCAGAAAGGGUGACCGUCACUGCCCUCUGCAGUGACAACUCUAAUGAGGUCAUCCACCUGGAAAAUCCAGAAAAGUGUGAAUGUCAAGACGAAGGGGGCCCUUAGCCUGUCGACACUUCAAAAACUGAAGUACGCUGAUAUAAAUGUAACUAUAUAAACUAUGUGUCUAAAAUAAAUAUCCUGCAUACCUUA